Lycium barbarum (goji berry) is the source of this 1737-nucleotide messenger RNA. RefSeq lists its product as uncharacterized. Gene Ontology annotation, biological process: tRNA processing. Bases 129 to 1463 code for a protein of 444 amino acids. NCBI's taxonomy places the organism in Eukaryota, Viridiplantae, Streptophyta, Magnoliopsida, Solanales, Solanaceae. The transcript is spliced from 4 exons. Gene Ontology annotation, molecular function: flavin adenine dinucleotide binding; tRNA dihydrouridine synthase activity. The record is from RefSeq and is a predicted model, not a curated record.
UGUCCUUUCUCAGGCCCAUCGCAGUGGGUACAGUACUACACAUCCUAGCUCAUUUGUACUGCCGUGUUCAACCACUAUAACGACGGCAAUGGGUGGCGCGUAGCCACCAUUCCCAUUGUCUCAUCCUCAUGAAAUUCAAACAUGUCUCCAUAAAAAAUUCCCUAAAUUCUCAUUUCAGAAACACAUUCCUGUAUAGAAGAAACCUAAAUUCCAUGGCCACUACUCAAACCCUAAUAAAUCCCUCCACUAACGACAAAGUCAACGAUGACGACGACCGUCUCUGCUCCGCUCCCACCACAUGGUACGGACAAUCUCUUCACCUUAACACCAACACCCCACUCAGGCCAACUGAACAGGAAGGAGAGCGGCAGCCAAUUGCACUGAAUCGUGCGAAUGGUUACUUGACGGGGGAAGCAAGGAUUGAGAGAGCGUGGGCUCAUUGGAAGAAGAUAGGAGAGCCGAAACAUAUUGUUGCACCCAUGGUUGAUAACUCGGAGCUGCCUUUUCGUAUGCUGUGUAGGAAGUAUGGUGCUGAAGGUGCUUAUACACCUAUGCUUCACUCGCGUAUCUUCUCUGAAAAUGACAAGUAUCGCUCUCUUGAAUUUACCACCUGCAAGGAGGACCGUCCACUUUUUGUUCAAUUCUGCGCAAAUGAUCCAGACAUUUUGCUAGAAGCAGCUCGUAGAGUAGAGCCUUAUUGUGACUAUGUGGAUAUCAACUUGGGGUGUCCCCAACGCAUUGCAAGAAGAGGGAAUUACGGAGCAUUCCUCAUGGAUAAUCUGCCCCUUGUCAAGUCUCUGGUAGAAACGUUGGCUAACAAUCUUGAUGUUCCCGUGUCAUGCAAAAUCCGCGUUUUUCCUCAUUUGCAAGAUACACUUCGUUAUGCAAAGAUGUUGGAGGAUGCUGGUUGUUCUCUUUUAGCAGUGCAUGGCCGAACAAGGGACGAAAAAGAUGGAAAGAAAUUCAGAGCCAAUUGGGAAGCCGUCAAGGCUGUUAGAGACGUCGUUAGUAUUCCUGUCCUAGCUAAUGGUGAUAUACGACACAUGGAUGAUGUACAGAAUUGCUUGGAAAAGACUGGUGCUGAUGGGGUGCUUUCGGCAGAGUCUCUUCUUGAGAAUCCAGCUUUGUUUGCAGGAUAUCGGACUGCUGAAUGGGGAUCGAGCACUGCAGGAAUCAAGGAAGAUGGUAAGCUAGACCAGGCUGAGUUACUCGUAGAUUAUUUGAAGUUGUGUGAGAAAUAUCCAGUGCCAUGGAGAAUGAUCCGUUCUCAUGUGCACAAGAUGUUAGGAGAGUGGUUUAGAAUCCAGCCAACCGUUAGAGAGGAUUUCAACCAACAAUCCAAACUCACCUUUGAAUUCCUUUAUGACUUGGUAAACCGAUUAAGGGAACUUGGAGUGAGCGUACCACUUUAUGUGAAGGAGACUCGGGAGGAAGCGGUAUCUUCAAAUGGACAUGCAGCAUAAAUUAUCCUUCUGUAAGUUGACACCUCUUAGUUAAACAAUCAACAAUAGAUUGUCAUUCUUUACUGCAGAUUGAUUGCAGUUAUACAAAAACUAGACUAGAGACUGUUUUCCUCACUAGGAUUGGCCAAAACAGAUGCAGGUUUAAAAUUAUCAAAACCUUUUUCCCUCAAUUUUUGUGUGAUUGUACUGGAUAUUUUGUUGUAUUAUAUGAGGACAUAACUUGACCUCGCUGAUUAUUGUAUUUUUAAAGUUUACUCUAAACUGGUUCUGCAUG